AUGCCGGCUGUGGUUCCUGGGAGAGCUCCCCUCCCCUUUGUGGCUGCUAAUGCUGCCGCUGAACAGGCCAAAAGUGAUUCUAGCCUCGACACAAGCCAGCGGACGGCGGCAGCAUCUCCACCUGCCGAAGAAAUGCUUAUUGUCAUUGUACCAUACAGAAGAAGGAGGGCCCAUCUGAGGCUCAUGCUAAGAACUGUGACCGACUACCUUGAGGGACUGCUGCAGGACCCUGGAGAACAGAAGCAGCGAGAGGGGAAGACUUGCGGGAGAACCGAUUUCUGCUUCAUCGUAGCAGAACAGCGUGAUUCGAGGCCUUUCCACAGAAGCUUGUUGCUCAAUGCUGCUUGCUUGUGGGCCGCGCAGCAGCGAGGAUGGUAUCGUGAAUAUUCCCAUCAGUCUUCUAUAGGAUCCGAUGUACCCGCGGUUGGUACGGUGAGGGUGUGUGGAGCUCCUCGCCAAAGGCAAAACGUUACCCAUAUAGGCGGAGAAAGCGGAGAGGGGCCGCUCAGGGAAAAGGGGCAGGACUCCCAAGUUGAGAUAUGCCGCAAGAUACAGACUGCACGCCGAGUGUUUGUGUGCCUGCACGACGUGGACGUGGUGCCUAGAGGAAAAGACUUCGACAAGCUGGCCAGACUAGGGAGACCCUUGUGGAAGCAUGAAUCUGUCGAUGGGUUGUGCUGGAGUGCCCCAGGCUGCUACUUCCCGGCUCCUCAAGUGGGUGUUGCGCGGCAUCUGUAUGGGGAGCCUUGGUCGUUAUCGAUGGUGGUUUGUCUGCGGCUUGAGGACGUCAUGAAAGCUGACGGCCACGACCUGCGCUAUGAGGGCUGGGGUUUUGAGGACGAGGACUUCUUGUUGCGUUUGCAAAGCGUCGGAGUUUCUGUGCAGCGAUCUGCGCUUCUUCCAGAGUUGGCCACCGAGGGUAGAGGCAGAGCAGGCUGUGUUUCUGUCAGGACCCAGGCAUGGGAUUCAGGACCCUGUUGUGCUUCAGGGUGCUGCAGCUGGACUUUCAGUAGGCGGCUCUGCAGCUGCGCACCAUUCAAGGAGUUGGACGUAUUUUCCGUUGAAAAGUUGCGAGAGGCCAUGGCGAUGAAGCUCCGCUCCCUUCAGGGAAGGCGCAACCGCUGGCUGUUCUGCAGCCUCUGGCCCUGCAAAGAGGACUCACCAGAAGGCUGUGUCCAACAGGAGGGCAGCAGCACAGAGAAACGUGGGAAAGGGUUGGCUGACGACCAGCAGAAGGCCGGAUACGGUACGGCACAACACAGACUGUGUCAAAGAGAAUUAUGCAAAAUUGCACAGAAAUGGAAAUCACACUUAGGAGCUUAUCUCUUUGUUGUGGCACUAUACAGGCUUACAAAAAACUUCUGUACUUCAACAGCUUGGGCGCCUUCAGAUUACCCUAGAGCCGUUGGCGUCCGCUCUUGCAAUAUCAGAGCCCAAGCAGGUGGAACAGCAGCAUCAAGCACAACAGCAGGGAACAGUCAAUCAGCGAGAGUGUGCUCCACCAGCGGUUCCAAUAGCUGGUCUUGCGGCAAUAGCAAGCAGGCAGGACCCAUGUCCCUUGCACCGCAAUGGGCCUUUUGUGACUCACAACGCUUCGCGCCUUGCUACGAGCUCGCCGGUGCAAUCCGCAGCAAACGCGGCUGCAUCAGCAACUGA
Messenger RNA from Cyclospora cayetanensis, 1656 nucleotides. RefSeq lists its product as uncharacterized. Gene Ontology annotation, biological process: glycosphingolipid biosynthetic process; carbohydrate metabolic process. The transcript is spliced from 5 exons. Bases 1 to 1656 code for a protein of 551 amino acids. The record is from RefSeq and is a predicted model, not a curated record. Gene Ontology annotation, molecular function: N-acetyl-beta-glucosaminyl-derivative 4-beta-N-acetylgalactosaminyltransferase activity. NCBI's taxonomy places the organism in Eukaryota, Apicomplexa, Conoidasida, Eucoccidiorida, Eimeriidae.